AUGAGUUCUAUGAACUCGCGCCUAAAAGCCUUCGGUUUUGGUAAACGCAAGUCCACCGCCAGCAUCCACGGAGGCCCCGACCCGCCCCAGACCAGUACCCCUCCUCCCCAAAUACCGCAGCAGUUCCCGACUGGUCCUGGCCCUGCUGCUCCCUCCAUCGCCUCCAACUCUUCACAGCAGAGUCUCCCGAUGAACCACCCGGGCCCUGGUCCUCGCCCGCCGAGCUACACGGCCAACUUCCCUCCCCAGGGCGGUCCCCAAGCACCUCUCGGUCGCACCAGCCCUCUGACCGGCCAAGGCCCAACGCGCACUCCCCCUUCACAGAUGAUCGGUGGCCCCCCGCCCAUCAACACCGGCGCUCCUGUCGCAGGAUACCCGCCCCCGAUGCAGAUACCAGGAGGCCCCCCGCCCGUCCCUGGCGGUCCUCCAGGCUACGGAGGAGGCGCCGGCUAUCCUCCUCCGGCCCCCCCACAGCAGGGCCAGCCCAUGCCCACGGCGCCCUUCCGUGGCAAUCCAGCGGCCGAGGUGGAGGGUAACAGCCGAAGCAAGGCCCAGCUGAUUGUCGGAAUCGACUUUGGAACCACCUUCUCGGGUGUCGCCUUCGCCUUUGCUACUAACAAUGAAGCGAAAGAAGACAUCAUUACUGAGUGGCCGGGUGCUGGUUCUUACACAAAGCAGAAGAUUCCCACGGUGCUCUACUACGAUCAGUACCAGAAAGUCGUCGGUUGGGGUCCCGACAUCGCAGAUGCUCUAGCGCCCACCGGAUACCCGAAGCCUGGGGUGCAGAAGGUGGAAUGGUUCAAGCUGCAGCUGAUGCUGUCGGGCAACACCUACAUCGACCCCAUCAACCUGCCGCCACUGCCCCCAGGAAAGUCCGAGAUUGAUGUCGCGGCCGACUACCUGUUCAAGCUGCGCCAAGCCAUGCGGGCCGCCCUGCAGAAGACCCUCGGCGAGGUCUUCAACCGGGAGGAGCGCAACAUCCGGUACUACCUGACGGUGCCCGCCAUUUGGAACGACGCCGGGAAGGCGGCCACCCGCGCCGCCGCCAUCCAGGCCGGCUUCCUGAGGGACGAGAACGACAACCGCCUGACCCUGGUCAGCGAGCCCGAAGCCGCCGCCCUGUUCUGCUCCAAGACGGGCCUGCUCAACCUCAAGGUCCACGACGCUGUGCUCAUAGUAGAUUGCGGCGGUGGUACCGUCGAUCUGAUCGCCUACGAGGUCGAGGACGAGAACCCCUUUACUGUUGCCGAAUGCACGGCUGGGUCUGGUGAUUCGUGCGGUAGCACCGCGCUGAACCGUAACUUCAGCAACAUUCUGCGCACCAAGAUCCGGAAGAUGAAGCUGCCCGACGGGUCCAAGACGGCCGGCCGCGUCUACGCCAAGUGCAUCAUGGACUUUGAGAACCGGAUCAAGGCCGACUUCCGCAACAACGGCCAGAAGUGGGCCGUCGAUGUCGGCAUCGAGGCCGAGUUCCCCGAGGCCGGCAUCGAGGAGGGCUACAUGACCUUUACCAACGAGGAGAUUCUCCAGUGCUUCGAGCCCGUUGUGAACCGGAUUCUCGAGCUCGUGCGGAACCAGAUCAUCGCGAUCCAGGCGCAGAAUAGGACGCUGCAGAACAUCCUGGUCGUCGGUGGUUUCGGUGCCUCCGAGUACCUCUUCCAGCAGAUCAAGCUGCACGUGCCUCCCCAGUUCCAGUCCAAGGUCGUGCGGCCCAUGGACUCGGUCGCCGCGAUCGUCAAGGGCGCUGUCACUGCCGGUAUUACCGAGCGUGUCAUCACCCACCGCAUCGCGCGCCGCCACUACCUCAUGGCCACUCUCCAGCCCUUCAAGGAGGGCUACCACCCCGAGGCCUACCGUGUGCCCUCCCUGGACGGCAAGGACCGCUGCAAGUUCACGCGGCAGAUCUUUGUGCAGAAGGGCCAGAAGGUCAAGAACGGCGAGCCCGUCAAGGUUUCCUUCUUCCGCCAGGUUGCCCCUGGCGCCACCCUCAUGUACGAGGAUAUCCUCUACGCAUGUGACGACGAUGUCUGCCCCGAGUAUACUAAGGAUCCUCGUAAGUCCACCUAUUGCUACUCAUUUCACUUCGUGUUGCUCACCCUCCUCCUCCCCCUAGGCAUCAAGGAGGUCGUCACCCUCACUUCCGAUCUGUCGCGGAAGAACCUCGAGAAGGACUUUGAGCGCAUGGACACUCCGCAGGGCACCUUCUACCGUGUCUACUUCGACAUCUACCUGACCCUGGACGGCUCAGAAUUCAACGCCGAGCUGGUCUGCCAAGGAGAGGUCAUGGGCCGGUGCCGAGCCCGAUUCAGGUAA
This is a messenger RNA of Thyridium curvatum, 2313 nucleotides long. RefSeq lists its product as uncharacterized. The transcript is spliced from 3 exons. Gene Ontology annotation, molecular function: ATP-dependent protein folding chaperone; ATP binding. Lineage: Eukaryota; Fungi; Ascomycota; Sordariomycetes; Thyridiales; Thyridiaceae. Bases 1 to 2313 code for a protein of 770 amino acids. The record is from RefSeq and is a predicted model, not a curated record.